Saccharomyces cerevisiae S288C is the source of this 330-nucleotide messenger RNA. RefSeq lists its product as uncharacterized. The record is from RefSeq and is marked reviewed. The transcript has a single exon. The coding region runs from base 1 to 330 and encodes 109 amino acids. NCBI's taxonomy places the organism in Eukaryota, Fungi, Ascomycota, Saccharomycetes, Saccharomycetales, Saccharomycetaceae.
AUGAAUUCUCUCAUCCCUCUUUUAGUGGAAGCAUCAACAUACAUUGUAAGAGGAGAAAGCAGCAUCUCAAUUGCCAUUGGAAUAGGGCCUCAAGCUAGCAGGAGUGUGCCGUACCACAUUCUUUGCAGGGGAUGUGACGGCACGGUAACAACUUUUCGUACGUGGCAUACGCAACCACUCGGGCCUUGCAAUACAAUCAUCAUAGGCAGAAAAGGUAAUGAGACAACCGGCGGCGCAGAACAGAGGAGGCAGCAGCACUUAACGUCUGAUUCAGCAACAAAAGCGUCAUUGGUGGGUUUUUGUGGGCUGUAUUAUUAUUUCAGGAAAUAG